CAACAAGUUGUCAACAAACAAGAAGAAGGCCAACCGCAACGGAGCCAGUGGGCAGACAAACAAAGCCACACCCACUUCUGCUCAGGACAAGGUGUGAAGGAGAGAUGGGUGACAUUUCCAUGUCCGUUGUGCGGGCUGCUGGCACCUUCUCGGCCCACCAUGCCAGUGUCCGCCGUCGCGGCAGAGUGCCGGACAAGAUCAAGUUUGACGAGACUAAUGAGGACGGAACGGAAGAGAAGACGGAGAUGGAUCUGAAGCAGUUCAUGAAACGAUUCAACAUGCACCCCUCUCCCAAUGAGUCGGAGCCAACAGACGCCUACGGCACACUUCGCUUCCCCGGCAAAAACACCUCGGCGCCGUACCUCCGCUUGUCGGUGAACGACAAUCCAGAGGAUGCCCUGCUGUUCGUCAAGGGAAUGCUGACGCAGAAGUACGGCGAGACAUACGACCGCCCCAGCCUGAUCCUCAGUGUCACCGGUGGUGCUCGCAACUUCACGCUCCCGCCACGCCUGGAGACGGCCAUUGCCAAAGGUCUUCGCCUUGCCGCACAGCGCACCAACGCCUGGGUCGUCACCGGCGGCACAAACACCGGUGUGAUGAAACUGACUGGCCAGAUUAUGGAGGCCCUCUCCAAGACGCAGUCCCACUUCAUCCCGCCAACCAUCGGCAUCGCGACGUUCGGCGUGAUUGUUGGAGGGGCAGACCUCUCUGCGACCGGCUCGAACGAGCCGCCCAAGCGUGACCACUUGUUUGACAUCACCAAGAAGGACGGCUUCAAAGCACCGCUCGAUCCAAACCACAACCUGUUUAUGCUUGUGGACGACGGCACGACCGAGUUUGGCCGGGAGAUUACAUUCCGCGCCGCAUUCGAAAAGGCUGCCGCCACUGCUUUCGGUGCGCCCGUCAUCACCAUCGUCGUGCAAGGCGGACCGGGCACGCUCAACACCGCCCUUCAAGCCGUUCGGCAGGGCACACCGAUUGUCGUUGUUGACGGCUCUGGCCUUGCUGCUGACGUUCUUGCAUACGCAUACAACUUCAUGCACAACCCACGGUCUCGGUUCACCUCGUACACGAUUGAGGACCUGAAGACGAUGGUGAAGAACACGUUCAACACGGGGGACGAUGACGCCAAAUUGACGCAACUGCUCGAUAAAGCCCUCGAAUGCGUCUACGAUCCGAACUUGGUGGUGGUGUACAGCCUGCAGGAGAGCGGCAUUGACGAGUUUGACGACUGCAUCCUCAAGGCCAUCUUCUCCAGCCACGGCACCCUCAAGAACAAACUCAAGCAAGGUGGCUUUGAUGAGAUUGAGUCAUGCAUCAACGACAAUUUGAUGGCAGCGCUGACGCACAACAAACCGCACUUUGUUGAGCUGUACCUCAGCUAUGACGCCAAAAUUUGGAGGCUUGAACCGACAAACAAGAAAAUGAUGGAGCGAGCUGCCGACAACGCACCAAUUGCUCAGCAUAACCGUGUCCCCAAGUUCGUCCUCGCCAUCCAGGAACUCUACGAGAAUGAGGCAAAGCGGCCCCACAGUCACGUGCAAGUGCUGGCUGGCCAAGACGGUGCGGACAUGGGUACCAGCAACGGCAACAACACGAGCGCCAAUGCCAAGCACCGCGUCAGCCGCCACCCAACGCUGAAGCGCCGAGAUAUGCGCCCGCCGUAUUGCGUGGAGCGCAUGGAGGAGAUCCUGUCUCGUCUCGUGUCCAAGGACUUCAGCGUUGAUCGCGACUACUCCAUCUACCCCGACGACGCGUUCCCAUCUUCAACCCGCGACUCUGCUCCAGAGACCGCCGCCACAUCAAUUGCUGACACCAACGUGGACGAGCCGGGCAACCCAUAUCGCAUGGGAUCGCGCGCCGGCUCUCGCACGUCGAUCGUCACCCCAAUAGCGCCGCUGGCAACGGAGAACGAAGCAGAGCGUGAGGUGCAGCGCGAAGCCGUUGCCUCCCACAUCCUCUUCCUGUGGGCGGUCUGCUUGGACAAGUACCGCAUGGCGCACAUGUUCUGGCGUCGCGGCGACCAGUCGAUCAUCAACGCGCUGGUGGCGAGCCGCAUCCUGGAGCGGCUCAGUACCCACCGCGCACUGCAGGGGCCACACCUCGCCGAAGAACGCGCCAAGAUGAAGAAGACUUCCAAGAAGUUUGAGAAGCUUGCGGUUGGCGUGCUCGAGGAAUGCCACAACGCCGAUUCACGUCGCGCGGCAGAGAUGCUGCACUCCAGGAACGACAUGUUCAACAAGAAGAACGCCAUCAGGAUUGCGUAUGAUGCCAACAGCUUGGCUUUCCUCUCGCACACAGCGACGCAGAGCGUGAUCAACUCUGACUGGUACGGACAACUCAAGUCCGUCACGUCAUUCAUCACGGUUCUUCUUGCGUUCUUCUUCCCAUUCUUCAUCCUGCCCUUCAUCCACUUCCAAGACGACAAGAAAGAUGAGACGCAGCAGACCGACAGCCGUGACUACUUUGACACGGGCGAGCAGGAUGAAGCAGCACACGCCACCACGUCCCCUGCACACACACUGCGCCGAAAGUUUGCCAAGUUUUACGCCGCCCCGUACACGCGAUUCCUGUCAGAUCUGCUGUCCCAUCUUGCGCUGUGCAUCCUGACCUCAUACUUCGUCCUCGACAACCUCAACGACACCAUCAGCGUCAUUGAGUGGAUUCUCCUCGUCUGGUUUGUCGCCCUCAUCCUUGAAGAGCUCAGACAGAUGAUCUUCUUCGAUGGGUUUGCGGAGUACAUUUCCGACACGUGGAACCGCCUUGAUCUCAUCAUGAUCACCCUCUUCUUUGCCGGCUUCGGUGUUCGCGUUGCUGACCCAAGCGACCGCGAGAACAAGUAUGCGUCCAAGGGCAUCCACGCGUUUCUGGUUGUGGUGCUGUGGCUGCGCUUCAUGCGCUACUACGCCCUCAGCAAGAACCUCGGCCCCAAACUCAUCAUGAUGAUCGAGAUGAUCAAGGACGUCACAACAUUCAUCUUCCUCCUCAUCAUCUUCCUCAUUGGCUACGGUAUCGCUGCACAAUCGCUGCUGUUCCCGGACGAGCCCUUCUCCUCCCAGACGGUCAUCAAUGUGCUCUUUAAACCGUACUUCCAGAUCUAUGGCGAGCUGUUCUUGGACGAUCUUCAGGCAGACGCGGGCUGCGUCUCCAUCUACCCUUUCACAGGCUGCGGUCGCGAGGAAGUGCGCAUGGUUCCGUUCUUCCUCGCCGUGUACGUCCUCGUCACCAACAUCCUGCUCGUCAACCUCCUGAUUGCCAUGUUCAACGACACGUACAUCAAGGUGCAGGACAGGGCCGAGCACUUGUGGUGCGAGCAGAACUACGAGCUGUUCCUGGAAUACAAGGAGCGCCCUUUCCUGCCUGCGCCCCUCAUUCUCAUCACGCACGCGAUGCUGCUGUUCUCCUACUGCUUCCGCCGCUGCUGCAACAGCCACGACGACGACGAUGACGAGUCGAAGCAGCAGAAGAAGGAGCACAAACUCGCCAUCACCAAGUUUGAGGAGUUCAACACGGAAAAGUUUCUUCGGGAAUCGGAACAGGAGAAGAGCGAGCGCCUGGAGAACCGCGUUGCCGCCACGUUUCAGAACGUUCAUGGCGUCAUGUCACGGAUGGACCAGCUGCUGGAGCACAUGGUGUCGUUCCGCUCCAGCCUGGACCGUCAGAUUGUCACGCUCAAGCAGGAGAUCCACGACGAAAGCGGGCUGGCGAUGGCGGGUAUGGAUGACGGAACCGGCCGUCUCCGCUCGAUGACGGGAACCAGUACGCACGGACCCAUCCGCCGUCGCACAUCCUCCAUGAGUGCCGUCGUUGGAAAGAAGCCCAAGCUGUUCUACCUGCCACCAGAAGAGUACUCAGGAUCGAACGGUGUGAAGCGCUUCGUCUUUGACGCGUCACAGGUCCCCUGGGACGUGGAGUGCCCCAUCUACAAGCCCGUCGAGUACACGCACCCGUCUGUGGCGGCGCAGCCCGUGUGGGCGGACCCUGCCGACCCGCGCAAGAUCAAGUUCAAUGUGAAGGACGAGGUGAACGGCAAGGUGGUUGAUCGCACGUCGUGCCACCCAAGCGGCAUCAGCAUCGACAGCAACACCGGUCGCCCCAUCAACCCGUGGGGACGCACGGGCAUGACAGGCCGCGGCCUGCUGGGCAAGUGGGGCGUGAACCAGGCAGCGGACACGGUGGUGACGCGGUGGAAGCGAUCAUCAGACGGCAGCAUCCUGGAGCGCGACGGCAAGAAGGUGCUGGAGUUUGUGGCCAUUCAGCGCAUGGACAACAAGAUGUGGGCCAUCCCAGGUGGCUUUGUCGACAACGGGGAGGACCGUGCGACGGCAAGCGGGCGCGAGUUCAUGGAGGAGGCCCUCGGCACCAAAGACAAGCGUGGUGCGCUGAGCAAGGACGAGGAGGAGUCUGUGGCUUCCCUCUUUGCCGAUGGUGCCGUGGUUGGCCGCAUCUACAGCGAGGAUCCGCGCAACACGGACAACGCGUGGGUGGAGACGACGUGCGUCAACUUCCACGAUGAGAGCGGGCGCCACGCCGCAAGGCUCAAGCUCCAGGGCGGCGACGAUGCCGAGCACGCGCGCUGGAUGAUGGUGCACGGCGGCCUUAACCUGUUCGCCUCACACCGCACCCUCCUGCGCAUGGUUGCCAGCUACCACACCGCCUACUACUGAGUUGUCACUGUCUGCUUGUGUGUGUGUGUGUGUGUGUUUGUUUGUGUAAAUGUGCGCUUGUGUGUGUGUGUGCGUCUAUUUGUCUGUCUGUCUGCAUUGUUUUGUGUCUGUUCACGCUUGUGUGUGUGUGUGUGUGUGUGUGUGCUCUGUGUCUGUGUGUGUGUAUUGGUUUGAGUGGCCAUCUUUCUUCCGUCGCUCCUUUUCCUUCUGUUUCUUGUUUUGCUUUGCUUUCUGCCUGCAGGCACUUCUGCGGAUGUUCUGUUGGAACCAUUCAUUACACACUUUCCGU
Messenger RNA from Salpingoeca rosetta, 4956 nucleotides. RefSeq names its product nudix-type domain-containing protein 9 isoform b. Gene Ontology annotation, biological process: monoatomic cation transmembrane transport. Gene Ontology annotation, molecular function: monoatomic cation channel activity. Gene Ontology annotation, cellular component: membrane. The transcript has 28 exons. Bases 105 to 4667 code for a protein of 1520 amino acids. NCBI's taxonomy places the organism in Eukaryota, Choanoflagellata, Craspedida, Salpingoecidae. The record is from RefSeq and is a predicted model, not a curated record.